This is a messenger RNA of Spodoptera frugiperda (fall armyworm), 3300 nucleotides long. RefSeq names its product ubiquitin-conjugating enzyme E2-24 kDa (gene Ubc2). Bases 473 to 1051 code for a protein of 192 amino acids. Gene Ontology annotation, molecular function: ubiquitin conjugating enzyme activity. Lineage: Eukaryota; Metazoa; Arthropoda; Insecta; Lepidoptera; Noctuidae. The record is from RefSeq and is a predicted model, not a curated record. Gene Ontology annotation, biological process: protein polyubiquitination. Gene Ontology annotation, cellular component: nucleus. The transcript has 6 exons.
UUCAAACACUGGCAACACUGAUAAAAUUUAAAAAAAAGUUAAAAAAUGUCGGAAUGUGGUUGUGCUUCGUGUAAUUUUUAAUAGUUUCGUCACUUUAUUACUGGACAUUGCUUAUUUUUCUAGCAAUAAACUAGUUUAUUUAAUAUCUAUUAGCAGUUUUGGUUGUUUGUGUUGGUGAGGGUGACAGACAAAUGGAUGAAAUGUGGUAGAAGUGGAUUGAAGCACUAAAAACCUUGCCGGGACUCCCCUAAGUCGACUUUAAUCAUUUAUUAAGUUCGGGCCAUCUAACACGGAGAUUACAUUAUUAUCGUUGCACAAAUUUUGCACAUGUCGUCGCUGAAUUUCGUUACAUACUAACUGUUGUGUGUCAGGAGCAGUGUUUUUCAUUGAAUUGGGUCACUGGUGAAUCAAAAAAUUGUAAAUUAUCGGAUAACGCCAGCCCACAAGAUGGCCGACUGUUAUUCGUAAGAUAAUGAGCGGUGCGUCUGGUUCAUCAGGGAGUGGUACGGGACGCGGCAGAGGUUCGGGCUCUAACGGGGCCAUCGCUGAGAAUAAACCAGAUACAAAAGAAAAUAAACCCAAUUCCAAGAUGUCGAAGGCUCUUGGGACAUCAGCAAAGAGGAUCCAGAAGGAACUUGCAGAGAUUACACUAGACCCCCCACCAAACUGCAGUGCGGGGCCAAAGGGAGACAACUUGUAUGAAUGGGUGUCCACCAUCCUAGGCCCACCUGGCUCAGUUUAUGAAGGCGGAGUGUUCUUCCUUGACAUCCAUUUCUCUCCAGAGUACCCAUUCAAACCUCCUAAGGUGACAUUCCGGACUAGGAUAUAUCAUUGUAACAUCAAUAGCCAGGGAGUCAUAUGCCUAGACAUCCUGAAAGACAACUGGUCGCCCGCGCUGACAAUAUCUAAAGUUUUACUAUCAAUAUGCUCCUUGCUCACUGACUGCAAUCCAGCGGAUCCCUUAGUGGGUAGCAUCGCAACACAAUAUCUCCAGAACAGAGAGGAACACGAUCGCAUCGCGCGCCUCUGGACUAAGCGCUACGCAACAUGAUUGCCCUGCCCCCGCACCGCCGCUAAGGAACAACCUGCAGUAUCAUACUCAAUACCAUUCUGUUCUAAAUCCAUCCUGUUCACGUAAAUGUAAGCUUAUAAUGUUAAAUCUGAUCACUCCGCGCUCCCGGCGGCACAUUCGCUACCUGCACCCUCGCACUUAACGAAUGUGCCCCAUAUAGCGCGGGAUGUUUAUACAGCUUAUUAAUUUUUAGUUGCAAUUAAUGUGAUGUCAGUAUGCUUAAUGACGGUCUGAAUUAUAUAAUUUUAGAAUGAUGAACGAUUUAGUUGUGAAUUGAAUGAUUUUCUGUUAAUGUUUCUAGCUCUGUAUUAUACAUAAUACAGUGAUAAGUUUACUAAUGAAAGUGUAUCGUAGGUUUAACCAGUGAUUUGAGUCAAUUUUGCCGCUAUAAUGCGAUGAUCUCAUACACUCUUCACCUGUUACUACUUAUGUGUAAGUAUGUCUGAACUAUUGCGAUACCUACUAUUAAUAUUUGGGAAUAAAUCGCAUUAUUGUAUUGUAAAAUGUUUUUGAUUUCAGGCUAAUACUUGCAUGUCUUAUUGGAUUUAGAGUAAUAACUUUAAAGACAAUAUUUUAAUUGCUGUCAGUCCCCACUUUGAUUUGAAAUUUUAUUUGUUGUAUUAUAGUUCCUUUGUUGAGUCAGUAAAUGAUUUAUGUGAAUGCAAUAUUUUAUACAAAUUCAACACAAACGCCACUGCGCUGUGCAAUGUACGACAUUCAUUCUCUACCUUUGCCACAAAUGUCUUCAAAUGAAUCACUGAAAGGUUGUAAUUCCUCUUGUCCUCCUGUAUAUUGAAUUUUGCAGUUUGUAAUAUUAUAGUACUUUAAUUUUUGGAGAUAAAAUGUGACAGAACUGGCAGCAUUGACAAAGUACAAACUGAUAUGGUUUCAAAAAUUACAUGAAGAACCACCAAUCCACUACCAACUUCAAUGCUUUGUAAUUAUAAUUAAGACAACCUUAUUUCAAGAGCGAGCAAUAAUGUUGCUUAUAUUCUAGUGAGAUGUCACAUGUUGGCUGAGGAAACAAUGCAAAAUUAUAGUUUUGUGAGUGUAUAAAGUAAAUAGGAUGUUUGCUUCGGAGGGUCAAGUCAGUCGGUACCUUGAAGUACCAUGUACGUAUUAUAUUUUUAAUCGAAUCUAAUUUUGGUUUAUUGUCAUUAUUUUUAUUAGCGAAUGCGUUAUGAAUGUCGCUAAAAGCUUCAUUUGACUGAAAACUGAGAAAAGUUGCAUUAGAUAGGUUUUCAACAUGGUCCAUUUUGUUAAGGAUUAGAUAGUCAAAUUAUUUGGAAUUUUAAGACUUCGUAACAAAACGGGGACGUAUAGUUUGUUUUAUUUGUGCAAUUUAAAGGGAUUUUUUUUAUAUACAUAAUUAAAUCUUGAUUUUAUUUUACAUUGUAUGACUAUAAACAUUUUACGUUGAUUGUGUAGAGUAGGCCUGGGAUAUAAUACCUAUUUAUUUUUAUAAUAUUGACUUAUGAAAUAUAUAUUGCGUAGUCUCUUCGUUAUAGCCGUUUGAUGUAAAGUGAUUCGACAAUAUAAUGUGCGGCGUCGUCACGGUAGCAGCGGACUUCGGGUUUGAUAGUAUGUUUUACUCGUUAUCACAUAUCAAUCUAACAUCUGGAUAAUGAAUUGAAAUUUAGAUUUAUUUGUUGUGAUAAUUUUGACUACUUUUACCAUUAUCUAAGUGCCAAAACUCAGGCACAUUGGCCUCCGCUCCAGUCUGACAUCUCCAACUUUUCUAAAAUAUUCCGUUUAGUAUGUAAACAGUAUUAGGUGUAAGUUAUUUUAUUGUCUAGAUAAUGUAUAAUGUAUGUCUUAACCUUAGAACUAAUUAGAAUUUUAGCGUUGUAAUGAUUUUAACUAAAAGUGUAUGUAUGUCGCGCGUAUAUGAAUGUUUUGGUGAUACCGUCGUGAAAAUGAAGAUUUUAUAAAUUGGGUGAUACCGCGAGUGUCGGAACUGGUGCUGUGAGAUUCAGAUGCUUGCGACAUACAGAUGAAUACUGAUCGAUGUAUUCGGGACUGGUAUAUUUUGUCAUUGUGAUUUUUAAAUUAUUUUAUACUGUGACUUGAAAUGUGUUGCUUGCAAGACAACAGCUGUAUUUAACGCGACUGAUGUUCCUCAAAAUUCAAUGUUCAUGCUCUGAAACCUAAUAACCAUCCUCUGUUAUUACAAUUUAUAUCAUGGUAUAAAAUAGGAAAAUAAAAAUGUGUGUAACUAGGACACUCAA